AUGGCGUCUAUCAAGAUCUUAGCAGUUUUCCUAGCGUACGUUUGUUACUGUUAUGCAAACGAUGAACUUAAAAUCGAGGUGGUCGAGAAGCCAGAAAAUUGUGAACGAAAAUCUAAAAAGUUGGACAACCUGCAGAUGCAAUACACAGGCACCUUAGAGGAUGGCAAGAAAUUCGAUUCGAGCAAAGAUCAUGGUCAACCCUUUUCCUUCCAGUUGGGCGUAGGACAAGUUAUUAAGGGCUGGGAUCAAGGUUUAUUGGAUAUGUGUGUAGGUGAAAAAAGAAAACUUGUUGUUCCCUCAGAAUUGGGAUAUGGUGCUUCUGGUGCAGGCGAUGCCAUUCCCCCAAAUGCCAAAUUAUUUUUCGAUGUAGAAUUAGUUGAUAUCUCUGAUGGUGAAGCCCCACCCAAUGUUUUUAAAGAGAUAGAUGCCAACAGCGAUAACCAACUUUCUGUGGAUGAGAUCGCUGGUUAUUUAAAAGAGCAAGCUACUAAACACAACGCCCCCACGGAGGGUCAAGAAGAGCAACAUGACAAUAUGAUUAAAGAAAUUAUGGAACAUGAAGAUAAAGACAAGGAUGGAUUCAUCUCACAUGAAGAAUUUAGUGGACCAAAACACGACGAAUUAUAAUCCAAAUUUAGUUUUAUUUAUAUUGACUGCUUGUGUGUAUGAAAGUUGAAUGGUCAUUUAGUGUUAAAAUGGCUUUUAAACAAAUUUGGAAACUGACAUUGUGGCAAGGUGAAUGUGAAUUUAGUCUUCUGUUCUAUUAUGAUUUCACAACUUGAAUUUGCUGAAAAUGGAAAUGAGAAUUUUAAGUUUUCAUCAAAGUAAUAUUUCACUUAGGUAGCCAUAUUUGGAAAGGAGAAUACUUACUGGGAAAUCCUUUUUUGUGAGGUAUCUUGUGCUUUUUCAUGACACGAGACCAUAUUCAUAUCAUGUCCACAAACCACCAUUGAACUAGGCAGCAUAUUAGGGUUUGUUUUAUAUUAGGAUUAUUGAUUAGUAUUUGCCAGUCAUGGUUGACUUGGACUGCAAUUUUAAUAAAUGACUAAUUGGCUUGAACUUGUUUGGCAGAACUUUUAAAAUGUUUCAAGAUUCCUUAAUUUUUGUCUUCAAAUGUAA
This is a messenger RNA of Lottia gigantea (owl limpet), 1119 nucleotides long. RefSeq lists its product as hypothetical. Lineage: Eukaryota; Metazoa; Mollusca; Gastropoda; Lottiidae. The coding region runs from base 1 to 627 and encodes 208 amino acids. The record is from RefSeq and is a predicted model, not a curated record. Gene Ontology annotation, molecular function: calcium ion binding; peptidyl-prolyl cis-trans isomerase activity. The transcript is spliced from 4 exons.